Caenorhabditis angaria is the source of this 2648-nucleotide messenger RNA. The record is from the annotation of a GenBank genome assembly. NCBI's taxonomy places the organism in Eukaryota, Metazoa, Nematoda, Chromadorea, Rhabditida, Rhabditidae.
AUGGAAACCAGUGUUCAGGUAAGUAUCAUUAAAAUCUUGAAUGUUAGCUGGGAAUUUAUAACUAUUGAUGACUCGGACCCGAUUUUUUCGAUUUCUGAAUUGACUCGUUUGUUAAAAUUGAUUCGGUUAAGAAAUAAAAAUACUAUUUCUAAAAAACUUUCAAAAAAUUGUCUGACCCUGACUUUUUUCUUUCAAAAAUUCAAAGAUUCUAUGGUUUUCAUAUUAGUUUAACUAAUAUAUUUCGAAAAGUUGGUACUGAUCGGAAAUCCUUAAAAAAUAUUUGUAUAAAACAUAACGAAGAAGCAUUUUUAUUUCUUAAAUUAACAAAUUUUAUAGUUUUUUUGUUUUGCAACUCUACUUGAUAGUUUUGAUUUUCCCUGAUUUUUCUCAAUACUUCCUUGACACUUCCUUCCUGAUUUUUCUCAAUACUACGCUGAUCCUUCAAUUUCUGUCAGAAAAAGUUGUCUACACCUAUGUAUUUACUCGUAGAACUUGUUAAACCUGAUCAACGAUCAACUUAACUCUUGACCUUAUUUCCCGCCUUUUUUCAUCAUUUUUUUACUGCCAACACCAAAACCACAAGAAAUCGAAUUCGGUUUCUCUCUUCAUUUUAUCCGCCCAUAAUCAAUACACAAAUCAAGGAUAUAUCUAGACCCCAUCAAAACGUAUCUAUGUGUAUGUGUGCAAAAAUCGAGAAGAGAGAACUCUCUUUUCAUCUUUCUCUAUCUUUUUUGUUCUUGUUCUCUCUUCAAAAACAAAAAAAAAUAUAUAAUUUCUCUCGUUUUCGAGACGCAACUUGUUCCCUCCAAUAUAUUUCCAUAAAUCAUACAUUCAAUUUCAUUUUGUCAUUCAGAAUAUUCAAAAGUUGGAAGGAGAAGAUCAAAAGAGUGGCUGUGUUGGAAACAAAAAACCCGCUAAUCGACCAGCAAUGCAGAUUUAUCGACCACCAGGUAAGUGUUUCACAUCGGGAAGUUAAAUUCAAAAAUAAUAUGUGUAUGUUCAGGAUUGAGAUCAGAUGGAUCAACAUCUUCAUCUUCAUCGAUAACAUCAUCAACAACCGCAGUAGCAACCUCUACGAAACCGAAGACGGCAGCCGGUCAAAAGCUGUCCGCCAGCGAAAAUAACGAUAACUCGCAAAUUAUCGGUAAGGAUGUUAUAUCCAUGAGUUCGGGAUUUUCCAAGUUGAAAAAAAUCAUGAAUAGACUUCAAAUGAAUUCAGAACUCUUGCUAAAUCAAAACUUUUGCAUAACUAAGAAUCCUAUUCAAAAUAUUAUGUCAAAGAUUUCUUUUGCAGAGAACAAUAAUAAAUGCGGUGAAUCGACGAGUUCUCGAGCUAGUUCCCGAGCAUCCAAUCAAAUAUCAUCUUCAAAUGGCGAUGAUCAACGAUCGAGUUUGAAAAGAACAGAAAGCUCAUUGAGUUCCGAAUCAACGCCUUCUUCCCAGGUGUGUUCUAUUGUUGUUCAAUGUGUUCAACAAUGUGUUUUGUUGUUUUCCAGAAAUCAUUUGGUUCCAAUUCCAAUAAGCUAAAUGGUCAACAAAUCAAUUCUUCGUCUGCCAACAAUCACAAUCAAUAUAACAAACGUCUUAACAAUAAUUUGGCGAGAAAAGAGCAACAGCAAAAGGUUAGUUCCCCUUUUAUUUCCAAACCGUUUCAAUUAUUCUUUUUCAGAAAAAGGUAAUGUCGGAACAUGAAAUUGAAAAGGCUAUUACUGAACUUCGAGCAUUGCAACUAUUUUCACAUUCUACACAAAUUGAACAAUGGAUUGGUGGAGCAUUUUGCGAUGAAGAUUUAGCUGAAUGUAUUGGAUCUGCUUUAUGUAGACAUGCUAUUGAAGGCGGAGGUGGAAGUGGAGUUGCAAAAUUAUGCGCCAAUUUCAAAAAUUCCCCAUCCAUUCAUUCUUUCGUCAAAGGUUUGACUAUUGCAUUGGCUCAAUAUUUGGAAGUUCGUCAAAAAAUUCGAGAUGAUCAUUUCCGAAUGUGGAUCUCAUUCAUUCAAUUUCUCACCGAACUUUAUGCCAAUCUUGGAAGCGAUUCGAAAGGUAAAGAAUAUUUAUUCAUUUUUUAUUAUCAUUUGGUUCAUUUUCCAUUAGCGAUUUUCCCGGUGGCGAAAUAUUGACGUGUUCUUUUUCGGAUUCCCUAGGCGCCUAGAAAAACAAUCGUCAUAAUUUUUUGUACUUCUAUUUAUAGAAAACCUACAGGAUUUCUAGCUUUCAAAACUUGACGUCGUACAAUACACAUUAGAACAUUUUUUAGAAAUAACAUAUUUUCAAAAUUUCAAAUUAUUAAAGGGUCACGUUUCAGGUGAACUUGCAACAAUUGUAUUUGAUGUUUUCAAUUAUUUACUUCGUCCACCAAUUUUGGAAAAUGUCAAGAUUCAAGAACUUGAAUGUCUCAUUUCAAUUUUGAUCAAAGGAGGAUAUGAUCUUGAAAGAGAAUGUCCUGAUAGAUUGGCUUUAUUGAAAGAUCUUAUAAGGUAAAACGGAUCUAAUUUUUGAAAUAAACAUAAUCAAAAUUUCAGAGAUGCAUUUAUCGAUGUUCCUGAACCAUGGGCUCGUAAAAUGAUAUUGCUUCUUUUGGAACUCGGAGCAUCUGGCUGGAAAUUGCCGACUGACGCUAAUGAAUACUAUUUCAAUGAAACAACUAACUAA